Messenger RNA from Bipolaris zeicola 26-R-13, 231 nucleotides. RefSeq lists its product as uncharacterized. The transcript has a single exon. The record is from RefSeq and is a predicted model, not a curated record. The coding region runs from base 1 to 231 and encodes 76 amino acids. NCBI's taxonomy places the organism in Eukaryota, Fungi, Ascomycota, Dothideomycetes, Pleosporales, Pleosporaceae.
AUGGGACGGAUAAGGGUGGUUGAGCGAAAGAGGCAAGUUUAUGGCUGGAUACAAAGGGAGGAGAAGGAGGAGGAGGGGAGCGAGGACGGGCCCCACUCUCAACAGUUCGAGUUUGCUGAUGGUGUUGGAGUUAGUGAAUUUGGGCCGUGCGGGGCCGCCGCCGCCGUGCGUGGGUGCGCGCCGUGCAUUGACAACCGGUGUAUUGUUUGCACGAUGCAGUAUGCUUUCUGA